Molecule: messenger RNA, 7554 nt
Organism: Piliocolobus tephrosceles (Ugandan red Colobus)
Lineage: Eukaryota; Metazoa; Chordata; Mammalia; Primates; Cercopithecidae
Gene: MYO10
Product: myosin X
Exons: 40
Coding region: 117-6191 (2024 amino acids)
Biological process (GO): cytoskeleton-dependent intracellular transport; signal transduction; regulation of cell shape
Cellular component (GO): filopodium; cytoskeleton; myosin complex
Molecular function (GO): phosphatidylinositol-3,4,5-trisphosphate binding; plus-end directed microfilament motor activity; actin filament binding
Source: RefSeq, a predicted model, not a curated record
CGGGCGCGCCUUCCCAGGAGUGGCGCCGUGACACGCAUGGUUUCCCCGGACCCGCGGCGGCGCUGACUUCCGCGAGCCGGAGCGGCACUCUGCAAAUCCGGGACUGCGCUGGAACAAUGGAUAACUUCUUCACCGAGGUAUUCACUUACAAGCAGAGCACAAUUACCCACCAGAAGGUGACUGCCAUGCACCCCACGAACGAGGAGGGCGUGGAUGACAUGGCGACCUUGACAGAGCUCCACGGCGGCUCCAUCAUGUAUAACUUAUUCCAGCGGUAUAAGAGAAAUCAAAUAUAUACCUACAUCGGCUCCAUCCUGGCCUCUGUGAACCCCUACCAGCCCAUCGCCGGGCUGUACGAGCAUGCCACCAUGGAGCAGUACAGCCGGCGCCACCUGGGCGAGCUGCCACCGCACAUCUUCGCCAUCGCCAACGAGUGCUACCGCUGCCUGUGGAAGCGCCACGACAACCAGUGCAUCCUCAUCAGUGGUGAAAGUGGGGCAGGUAAAACCGAAAGCACUAAAUUGAUCCUCAAGUUUCUGUCAGUCAUCAGUCAACAGUCUUUGGAAUUGUCCUUAAAGGAGAAGACAUCCUGUGUUGAACGAGCCAUUCUUGAAAGCAGCCCCAUCAUGGAAGCUUUCGGCAACGCGAAGACCGUGUACAACAACAACUCUAGUCGCUUUGGGAAGUUUGUUCAGCUGAACAUCUGUCAGAAAGGAAAUAUUCAGGGCGGGAGAAUUGUAGAUUAUUUAUUAGAAAAAAACCGAGUAGUAAGGCAAAAUCCCGGGGAGAGGAAUUAUCACAUAUUUUAUGCGCUGCUGGCAGGGCUGGAACAUGAAGAAAGAGAAGAAUUUUAUUUAUCUACACCGGAAAACUACCACUACUUGAAUCAGUCUGGAUGUGUGGAAGACAAGACAAUCAGUGACCAGGAAUCCUUUAGGGAAGUUAUUACGGCAAUGGAUGUGAUGCAGUUCAGCAAGGAGGAAGUUCGGGAAGUGUCGAGGCUGCUUGCUGGUAUACUACAUCUUGGGAACAUAGAAUUUAUCACUGCUGGUGGGGCACAGGUUUCCUUCAAAACAGCUUUGGGCAGAUCUGCAGAGUUACUUGGGCUGGACCCAACACAGCUCACAGAUGCUCUGACCCAGAGAUCAAUGUUCCUCAGGGGGGAAGAGAUCCUCACGCCUCUCAGUGUCCAACAGGCAGUAGACAGCAGGGACUCCCUGGCCAUGGCUCUGUAUGCGUGCUGCUUUGAGUGGGUGAUCAAAAAGAUCAACAGCAGGAUCAAAGGCAAAGAGGACUUCAAGUCUAUUGGCAUCCUCGACAUCUUUGGAUUUGAAAACUUUGAGGUUAAUCACUUUGAGCAGUUCAAUAUAAACUAUGCAAAUGAGAAACUUCAGGAAUACUUCAACAAGCACAUUUUUUCUUUAGAACAACUAGAAUAUAGCCGGGAAGGGUUAGUGUGGGAAGAUAUUGACUGGAUAGACAACGGAGAAUGCCUGGACUUGAUUGAGAAGAAACUUGGCCUCCUAGCCCUUAUCAAUGAAGAAAGCCAUUUUCCUCAAGCCACAGACAGCACCUUACUGGAGAAGCUACACAGUCAGCAUGCUAAUAACCACUUUUAUGUGAAGCCCAGAGUUGCAAUUAACAAUUUUGGAGUGAAGCACUACGCUGGAGAGGUGCAAUAUGAUGUCCGAGGUAUCUUGGAGAAGAACAGAGAUACAUUUCGAGAUGACCUUCUCAAUUUGCUGAGAGAAAGCCGAUUUGACUUUAUCUACGAUCUUUUUGAACAUGUUUCAAGCCGCAACAACCAGGAUACCUUGAAAUGUGGAAGCAAACAUCGGCGGCCUACAGUCAGCUCACAGUUCAAGGACUCACUGCAUUCCUUAAUGGCAACGCUAAGCUCCUCUAAUCCUUUCUUUGUUCGCUGUAUCAAGCCAAACAUGCAGAAGAUGCCAGACCAGUUUGACCAGGCAGUUGUGCUGAACCAGCUGCGGUACUCAGGGAUGCUGGAGACUGUGAGAAUCCGCAAAGCUGGGUAUGCGGUCCGAAGACCCUUUCAGGACUUUUACAAAAGGUAUAAAGUGCUGAUGAGGAAUCUGGCUCUGCCGGAGGACGUCCGAGGGAAGUGCACGAGCCUGCUGCAGCUCUACGAUGCCUCCAAUAGCGAGUGGCAGCUGGGGAAGACGAAGGUCUUUCUUCGAGAAUCCUUGGAACAGAAACUGGAGAAGCGGAGGGAGGAGGAAGUGAGCCAUGCGGCCAUGGUGAUUCGGGCCCAUGUCUUGGGCUUCUUGGCACGAAAACAAUACAGAAAGGUCCUUUAUUGUGUGGUGAUAAUACAGAAGAAUUACAGAGCAUUCCUUCUGAGGAGGAGAUUUUUGCACCUGAAAAAGGCAGCCAUAGUUUUCCAGAAGCAACUCAGAGGUCAGAUUGCUCGUAGAGUUUACAGACAAUUGCUGGCAGAGAAAAGGGAGCAAGAAGAAAAGAAGAAACAGGAAGAGGAAGAAAAGAAGAAACGGGAGGCAGAGGAAAGAGAAAGAGAGAGACAGCGAAGAGAAGCCGAGCUCCGCGCCCAGCAGGAAGAAGAAACGAGGAGGCAGCGAGAACUCGAAGCCUUGCAGAAGAGCCAGAAGGAAGCUGAACUGACCCGUGAACUGGAGAAACAGAAGGAGAACAAGCAGGUGGAAGAGAUCCUCCGUCUGGAGAAGGAAAUCGAGGACCUGCAGCGCAUGAAGGAGCAGCAGGAGCUGUCGCUGACCGAGGCCUCCCUGCAGAAGCUGCAGCAGCGGCGGGACCAGGAGCUCCGCAGGCUGGAGGAGGAAGCGUGCAGGGCGGCCCAGGAGUUCCUCGAGUCCCUCAAUUUCGACGAGAUCGACGAGUGUGUCCGGAAUAUCGAGCGGUCCUUGUCUGUGGGCAGCGAAUUUUCCAGCGAGCUGGCCGAGAGCGCGUGCCAGGAGAAGCCCAACUUCAACUUCAGCCAGCCCUACCCAGAGGAGGAGGUCGACGAGGGCUUCGAAGCCGACGACGACGCCUUCAAGGACUCCCCCAACCCCAGCGAGCACGGCCACUCAGACCAGCGAACGAGUGGCAUCCGCACCAGCGACGACUCUUCGGAGGAGGACCCGUACAUGAACGACACGGUGGUGCCCACCAGCCCCAGCGCGGACAGCACGGUGCUGCUCGCCGCGUCCGUGCACGACUCCGGGAGCCUGCACAGCUCCUCCAGCGGCGAGUCCACCUACUGCACGCCCCAGAACGCUGGGGACCUCCCCUCCCCAGACGACUACGACUACGACCAGGAUGACUAUGAGGAUGGUGCCAUCACUUCCGGCAGCAGCGUGACCUUCUCCAACUCCUAUGGCAGCCAGUGGUCCCCCGACUACCGCUGCUCCAUGGGGACCUACAACAGCUCGGGUGCCUACCGGUUCAGCUCUGAGGGGGCGCAGUCCUCGUUUGAAGAUAGUGAAGAGGACUUUGACUCCAGGUUUGAUACAGACGAUGAGCUUUCGUACCGGCGUGACUCUGUGUACAGCUGUGUCACUCUGCCAUAUUUCCACAGCUUUCUGUACAUGAAAGGUGGCCUGAUGAACUCGUGGAAACGCCGCUGGUGUGUCCUCAAGGAUGAAACCUUCCUGUGGUUCCGCUCCAAGCAGGAGGCCCUCAAGCAAGGCUGGCUCCACAAAAAAGGCGGGGGCUCCUCCACACUGUCCAGAAGAAAUUGGAAGAAGCGCUGGUUUGUCCUCCGCCAGUCCAAGCUGAUGUACUUUGAAAACGACAGCGAGGAGAAGCUCAAGGGCACCGUCGAAGUGCGAACGGCCAAAGAGAUCAUAGAUAACACCACCAAGGAGAAUGGGAUCGACAUCAUUAUGGCCGAUAGGACUUUCCACCUGAUUGCAGAGUCCCCAGAAGAUGCCAGCCAGUGGUUCAGCGUGCUGAGUCAGGUCCAUGCGUCCACAGACCAGGAGAUCCAGGAGAUGCAUGAUGAGCAGGCAAACCCACAGAAUGCUGUGGGCACCUUGGAUGUGGGGCUGAUUGAUUCCGUGUGUGCCUCUGACAGCCCUGAUAGACCCAACUCGUUUGUGAUCAUCACGGCCAACCGGGUGCUGCACUGCAACGCCGACACGCCGGAGGAGAUGCACCACUGGAUAACCCUGCUGCAGAGGUCCAAAGGGGACACCAGAGUGGAGGGCCAGGAAUUCAUCGUGAGAGGAUGGUUGCACAAAGAGGUGAAGAACAGUCCAAAGAUGUCUUCACUGAAACUGAAGAAACGGUGGUUUGUACUCACCCACAAUUCCCUGGAUUACUACAAGAGCUCAGAGAAGAACGCGCUGAAACUGGGGACCCUGGUCCUCAACAGCCUCUGCUCUGUCGUCCCCCCAGAUGAGAAGAUAUUCAAAGAGACAGGCUACUGGAACGUCACCGUGUACGGGCGCAAGCACUGUUACCGGCUCUACACCAAGCUGCUCAAUGAGGCCACCCGGUGGUCCAGUGCCAUUCAAAACGUGACCGACACCAAGGCCCCGAUCGACACCCCCACCCAGCAGCUGAUUCAAGACAUCAAGGAGAACUGCCUGAACUCGGAUGUGGUGGAACAGAUUUACAAGCGGAACCCGAUCCUUCGAUACACCCAUCACCCCUUGCACUCUCCACUGCUGCCCCUUCCGUACGGGGACAUCAAUCUCAACUUGCUUAAAGACAAAGGCUAUACCACCCUUCAGGAUGAGGCCAUCAAGAUAUUCAAUUCCCUGCAGCAGCUGGAGUCCAUGUCUGACCCGAUUCCAAUAAUCCAGGGCAUCCUACAGACAGGGCAUGACCUGCGGCCUCUGCGGGACGAGCUGUACUGCCAGCUCAUCAAACAGACCAACAAAGUGCCCCACCCUGGCAGCGUGGGCAACCUGUACAGCUGGCAGAUCCUGACAUGCCUGAGCUGCACCUUCCUGCCGAGUCGAGGGAUUCUCAAGUAUCUCAAGUUCCAUCUGAAAAGGAUACGGGAACAGUUUCCAGGAACCGAGAUGGAAAAAUACGCUCUCUUCACUUACGAAUCUCUUAAGAAAACCAAAUGCCGAGAGUUUGUGCCUUCCCGAGAUGAAAUAGAAGCUCUGAUCCACAGGCAGGAAAUGACAUCCACGGUCUAUUGCCAUGGCGGAGGCUCCUGCAAGAUCACCAUCAACUCCCACACCACCGCUGGGGAGGUGGUGGAGAAGCUGAUCCGAGGCCUCGCCAUGGAGGACAGCAGGAACAUGUUUGCUUUGUUUGAAUACAACGGCCACGUCGACAAAGCCAUUGAAAGUCGAACCGUUGUAGCUGAUGUCUUAGCAAAGUUUGAAAAACUGGCUGCCGCAUCCGAGGUGGGGGACCUGCCGUGGAAAUUCUACUUCAAACUUUACUGCUUCCUGGACACAGACAAUGUACCGAAAGACAGUGUGGAGUUUGCAUUUAUGUUUGAACAGGCCCACGAGGCGGUUAUCCACGGCCACCAUCCAGCCCCGGAAGAAAACCUCCAGGUACUUGCCGCCCUGCGACUCCAGUAUCUGCAGGGGGAUUAUACUCUGCACGCUGCCGUCCCGCCUCUCGAAGAGGUUUAUUCCCUGCAGAGACUCAAGGCCCGCAUCAGCCAGUCAACCAAAACCUUCACCCCUUGUGAGCGGCUGGAGAAGAGGCGGACGAGCUUCCUGGAGGGGACCCUGAGGCGGAGCUUCCGGACCGGGUCCGUGGUCCGCCAGAAGGUGGAGGAGGAGCAGAUGCUGGACAUGUGGAUGAAGGAAGAGGUCUCCUCGGCUCGAGCCAGUAUCAUUGACAAGUGGAAGAAAUUUCAGGGAAUGAACCAGGAACAGGCCAUGGCCAAGUACAUGGCCUUGAUCAAGGAGUGGCCUGGUUACGGCUCGACGCUGUUUGACGUGGAGUGCAAGGAAGGUGGCUUCCCUCAGGAGCUCUGGUUGGCUGUCAGUGCGGACGCCGUCUCCGUCUACAAGCGUGGGGAGGGAAGGCCGCUGGAAGUCUUCCAGUAUGAACACAUCCUGUCUUUCGGGGCACCCCUGGCGAAUACGUACAAGAUCGUGGUCGAUGAGAGGGAGCUGCUCUUUGAAACCAGUGAGGUGGUGGAUGUGGCUAAGCUCAUGAAAGCCUACAUCAGCAUGAUCGUGAAGAAGCGCUACAGCACGACACGCUCCGCCAGCAGCCAGGGCAGCUCCAGGUGAAGGCGGGACGGAGCCUACCUGUCUUUGCUACCUGAACGCACCACCCUCUGGCCUCGGCUGGCUCCAGUGUGCCAUGCCCAGCCGAAACACAGAGCUGCCCAGGCUUUCUGGAAGCUUCUGGUCGGAGGGAGGUGUCUCUGAGGAUCCUUUUGCCUGCCGACUUCAAUGAUCCUGUAUUAAGCUGUCAACUUUAACAGUCUGCACAGUUUCCAAAGCUUUACUACUCUUAGAGGACACAUGCCUUAAAAAAGGAGGGGAGGAACCAUGCUGCCACCAAAGCAGCCGGAAGUGCCUUAACUUGUGGAACCAACACUAAUCGACCCUAACUGUGCUACUGAAGGGAACUGCCUUCCCCCCCUUCCCGGGGAGACUUACAGAGCGUGGAAGGGGGGCAUUCUCUGUCAAUGAUGCGUUAACCUCCCAACCUGAUUUCCCCGAAUCUGAGGGAAGGUGAGGGAGCAGGGAGGGGAUAGAGAGCCCGAGGGGACUGUGUGUUUGAGCUGGAGUGCUGCGGGCAGCCUUUCUCAUGGAAUGACAUGAUCAGCUUUGUUCUUUGUUUCAUCUUGUAAGUGUACGUGCUUGCCUGUUCAUGCAUGUGUUCAUAAACUCAACACUUUAAUCAUGGUUUCAUGAGCAUUAAAAAGCAAAGGGAAAAAGGAUGUGCAAUGGUGUACACAGUCUGUAUAUUUUUAAUAGUGCAGAGCUAUAGUCUCAAUUGUUACUUUAUAAGGUGGUUUUAUUAACAAACCGGAAUCCUGGAUUUUCCUGUCUUUGCUGUAUUUUGAAAAACACGUGUUGACUCAUUUUGUUUUACAUGUAGCAAAGUCUGCAUCUGUGUCUGCUGUAUUAUAACAGAUAUGCAGCCUCCAAGAUAACUGUAUUUAUAAACUACUCUUCAACAGCUGGCUCCAGUGCUGGUUUUAGAACAAGAAUGAAGUCAUUUUGGAGUCUUUCAUGUCUAAAAGAUUUAAGUUAAAGUGUUACUUGGAAGGUUAAGUUGUAUUCCUCUGGUUCGACUACAGGUACAACCAUGUUGACUGUGGGGUAGAGAUGCUGCAUUCCAGAAAUGUCUUAACAUUUGAGUGAACCUUUAAAGGACCCUGACAUUAAAUGCUGAGGCUUUAGUAAAAUACAUAUUUUAUCCCAAGUUUAAUGGUGGUCUGAACAAGGCACCUGUAAAUAAAUCAGCAUUUAUGACCAGAAGAAGAAGAAUCUGGUCUUGGACUUCUAUUUUUAUAUGGAAAAGUUUUAAAGACUUGGGCCAGCUAGGUCUACCCACACAAGAAAUUUGCCUUGUCCCAUUGUGCGCAACCCUGCAAAACUGUUGGCUCACAGGUCUGACAAUAAAAGAUACUAGCUAACA